This is a messenger RNA of Tetrahymena thermophila SB210, 834 nucleotides long. Its product is annotated as transmembrane protein, putative. Lineage: Eukaryota; Ciliophora; Oligohymenophorea; Hymenostomatida; Tetrahymenidae. The record is from RefSeq and is a predicted model, not a curated record. The transcript is spliced from 7 exons.
AUUGAUUAUCUUUUGUUAUCAAAAAAAAAAUAGUUAAAUUUGUAAUUAAUAUUAAUUAAUUGUGUUUUUUAAUCAUAAUCUUCAAGUUAAAAAAUUGAUAAUAUGUCCUUCCAAUAAAGUUCAAAAGAAAAUAGGCUUAAUACAUCAAAUUUAUAGAAUGGAAAAAAUUAAAAAAGCUAGGAAGAUGGAUUCUUUAGCGAAGUGCAAAGUUUGUUUGCAGAAAUUUAAAAAAACAUUUAGAUAUAAAACUAUGGAGAUUGCUGUAAUGUAGAAGAAAACAAUCAAAUUAUUCAAGAGAACGAAAAGCUAAUGAAAAAAAUAAAAAAUAUUUUAUAACAAGAGAUAGCCAGAGAUAAAAAAAACCAAAAUAAAGGAUAUAUACUGUAGUGCGAAAAGUAGUUAUAAAUGUUUCAAAAAAAAAUAAAUGCUUCAAAGUAAAAACUUCAAGAAUUAAUAAGAUAGUAGCACUAAGAAGCAGAAGAUGAUGAAGAAAAUGGUUUUUUAUAGGAAAAAUAAGUUAUGAAUGACAUGGAUUUUAUUUUAUACGAAGAAACAUUAGAUUAAAGAAAAGAGAGAAUGGAAAAUGCACAUAGAUAAAUGAGAGCUGUUCAUACUAUCUAUUAGCAAAUAGAUAAUAUAACUGCAUAAUAAAGUUAGUAAUUAAAGGUAAUAGAUGGACAUAUUGAAAGCACUUUCUCAAAUACAAAAGAUACAAAUAAAGAAUUAGUUAGAGCAAAAUAAAAUCUUGAUAAAAAGAACAAAAACAAUUUUAAUAUGCUAUUUAUCUUAAUAGUAGUUUUAGUGGUUAUGAUUAUCUUUAUAAGUUAUAAAUGA